Myzus persicae (green peach aphid) is the source of this 1919-nucleotide messenger RNA. RefSeq lists its product as uncharacterized. The transcript has 3 exons. The coding region runs from base 366 to 1919 and encodes 517 amino acids. The record is from RefSeq and is a predicted model, not a curated record. NCBI's taxonomy places the organism in Eukaryota, Metazoa, Arthropoda, Insecta, Hemiptera, Aphididae.
UUUAAUUUUUAGCUUAAUUUGAAUUUUGUAUGUGGUUUUUGGAAAUAAUAAGUUAACUGCCUCAUUUUAACAAAUCUAAAAAGCUUGCAGCAGCUGUGGUUAUCGAGUUAUUAACUAUCACCUAUUAUUUGAAAUUUUUUAUAGAGUUGUGUCAUUAAUAAUAGGGACAAAGUGUAUCAAGAAAGAAGAACAAAAUUUGAAUUAUUAAGUUAUUAAUACCUACAAUGUACGUAUGUUCCGCUAGCAAUAUUGGAUUAUAAAAUGCAGUACUUCGGUAAUAACUAAAAAUUUACACAAUACCGGACACGGGCUUCGGUAUGACAAGUUGGGACCAAUAAGAACGUGUUCAAUAAACAACUGUAAAAAUGACUGAAACAAAUUUGGAAAAAAUUUCAUUUUUUAAACUAUUAAAUCUUGAGACUAUUGCUCCAGAAAAUGAUUCACCCACGACUUCCAGAGAUCAUUUAUUAGUUUUACUUCGCCAUAAUGCAGAUCUCAAAUACAAAAAUAAUAGUAUAAAAACUGGAUACGAAAAUUUUUGUAUUAAAAAAGGCACGUUAAAGUUGUUACCAUUAAAGGACUUUGACUUUAUUUGUAAACAAGUUGUUUGUCAAAAAUGCUGUCAAAAGUUUGCUUCAAAAUUGUCUUAUAAAGCACAUGUUGGUACUGAUAUUUGUGUUAGAACUUACGAUGGGCCAAAUCUUAUCUAUCUAAAAUUUAAGAAUAGAAAACGUAGACAUGCUUGGACACCAAGUAUAAGAAAGUCUGAUGGAGAUUUUGGUCAUAAUAUACAAAUAAAUUCAUUAAAUCCUGAAAUGUUGAACACCUUACAGACUCGUAAUAAAGUCUAUUCUGAUAAAAUAUUCCAGAAAAAUAAGGUUAAAGAAAAGCCAACGAAUUAUUCAGAUAAAAAAAAUGAUGGUCCUUUUGUGAAAAAACCUAGAGGACGACCAAAAAAGAACAAUAUUAGUAAUAAUGCCGAGGUUAACUUAAAAAAACUAGGCAGACCAGAGAAGUUGAAUGCUGUGUCAGUGUAUAGUUCAAAUCAAAACGAUAACCGCUCAAAUAGUGACCAAGAAAUCGACGAGUCUGAAAAAACUGAUGGAAAACUACAAUCGCUGUCUUUCAUAAUGAAAGAAACUUUACUCAAAUUGGGAGAACAAGAAAACGAUAGUAAGCUUCUUUUAAAAAAAAUGCAGGGUAAAAAAGAAUAUCCGUAUAUUGAUGAAUUAAAAUUAAGGCUGACAAAAAUUAGUGAAAAGCAUGAUGAAAUUAAACCAUGUAAACUGAAGAAGACUGAUACACAGGGAUCCAUACCAGAUGAAGGCAAAGCAAAUAUUCAACGUACAUUCAAAAACAAUGAAAAUGAAUCUGAGAUUGAAAUGAAUACCAUAGAUUUUGAUGAAAAUGAAAAAUCUAUAGGAAUACUGAUAGAUAAUAAUACUGUUCAUGCCAAAAUAAGUAAAGAAUUGAAUAAUGGUUGUGAAUCCAUUAUCCAUAUAAAUGAAGAUAUGUUUGGAAAAGAAUCCAUAAGUAAGGAUAGUUUUGAAGAUAAUUCAAAAACAGUAGAUAGAACUCCAAAUAUUACUAAUUCAGUUGAAAAACAUAAAAAUGAUUCUCGUUUGAAUUGUAUCUAUAACACUGAAUUGAACUGUAGAAAACAUAGAAAAACUUUUAAAUCUGUUGCUGAAUGGAAAUUGCAUAGUAAUGAACAUUCAGAUAAGUUGAAUGAAAUAUUUUUGUGUACGAUUUGUGGACUUAAAUUCAAAGUUUAUAAAAAUUAUAAAACACAUUUAAAUAAUCAUAAAAAAAAUAAAACAGAACAAAAAUGUUUAAAAAGGUUACUAUGUAAAAGAUGUUAUAAACAAUAUGAUUUUCUUAGUUCAUAUUAUACCCACAUUAAAACUCAUGUUAUAUGA